This is a messenger RNA of Ambispora leptoticha, 174 nucleotides long. NCBI's taxonomy places the organism in Eukaryota, Fungi, Glomeromycota, Glomeromycetes, Archaeosporales, Ambisporaceae. The record is from the annotation of a GenBank genome assembly.
AUGACGAUAUUAUGGUAUCGAUUACCAAACUCAUCACCAAGUCCUUUAAAACAAAGAAUCAACCAAUUAAAUGCUGACGAACUUCGACCGAAUUGUUGCGUACCAAAAUUGCUUUUUCGUUUUUGGACUGGUGAUACUAACGUACACAGUAACCGUGCAUUUUUCACGGGCUGA